Tuber aestivum (summer truffle) is the source of this 1420-nucleotide messenger RNA. NCBI's taxonomy places the organism in Eukaryota, Fungi, Ascomycota, Pezizomycetes, Pezizales, Tuberaceae. The record is from the annotation of a GenBank genome assembly.
CCCGUAUCCAACGACGUUAGGUAUAAUAUACUCGAGUACUCGAGUACAGUAUCAUACCAGUUUGGAGCGGGUUGAGGCUCAGCCCACGUGACGAGAUACUCAAGCUCGGCCCGCAAAUUCCCACUCUGGCAUGCUUGUCCUCGGGUGGGGUCCGGGCUUGACUUGAAUUGAAGGGAGCUUCACAAGCAAAGGGAAGCUGGCAUCAUAGUCUAUGCAACGCUGCAUGGGCUAGGCAAAGAUAAGCUACCGAUAGGGAGCAAGAGCGGGUGUAUUGCCUCCUGCAGGGCGUGGGUGUCUGGCCGUCAGUACCGUAAACCCUAUGAGGAACUUAGUGAUCUGAUCUUUCGCUCUCCCUUCCAACUUCCUUUUGCUCCCCCCCAUUGACUUCCCUUUUCCCAUUUCCAUGCGCUAGCUCUUGCCUCAGACGUUGCCCUGAACAGCACUCUUAAGGAAGCUCACAUUCAACAUGGCGCCCAAGAACGACACUAUGCACAAGUUUAACGAACUCAUGGUUCGCUUGAAUCGGUAUCCAAUCCGAUCCAAACAACAUUUACUCUUCUUUCCAUUAUCUGUCAUCUCCGAUGGCAAGAAAAAAGUUAGAGGGGAGAAUAGUGAGAAAGAAAUGCUAAUAAUCUUGCAGCCUCCUCUCUAAUCCCUCCGGUAUUGACAAAGUUCUCAUGACCACUCAAUACACCCUUGCCCUCCUUCCUCCGUCCGCCCUCUCGUCUACCCGCUCCGCUCGCAUCAACAUUCCGAAGCUCACCUCUCUAAUCUCCGAUAUCCGUAUGUUCAUGCGUCUCUGGGGUCUCGUCGGCAUCUACACCUGGGGUCUCUCGACUCUGUCCGCCUCACGCCCCUCACCCAUUGAGAUUGCCCAGGUUUUCGCCAAUACUUGUUUCCAGAUCUGCGAGAACGUGGCGUACUUGUCUUCCCAUGGGAUUGUCAGGAUCCGCAAGAAAACCGAGGGGCAAUUGUGGCUGUGGAGCUCUAGAUUCUGGAUGGCCCAUGUUGCGUUGGAGUUUGUUAGAUUAUUUGGUGGAGGUAGGAGGGGGAAGGGUUGGGAGAGAGCGCUCUUGAGCAAUUGUGCCUAUGCGCCUUUGACGGUAUGCCCCCACUUCCGUGAGUUAGUCCCUUCGGUCGGAAGCUGAUCCAGGGUUCGUUCAGGUCCAUUAUUCGGUCGAAGGGGGGACAAUCAGUCCUGAGGCUAUCGCGACUUGUGGAAGUGUUGCCGCGGUUAUUGGAUUGCAGAAUGAAUGGAGAAAGACAGCUUAGGAGGCGGCCGACAAGUUUAAUUUAUGAUUAGAGAGAUACCCUGGCAUCGUGAGCGAUUUUCAUGGAGUUUACUAAAGAGGGUUUUCUGGAGUGGGCGCCAGUUUCCUGCAUUUUUAGUGCAUAGAAGUGAAUUGGCAGGUGAUAUUUU